CAAUCGCUUGUGAUUUUUAUGUUUUUUUUGGAUCUUCAGAUAGGGCACAUCAGCCCCAUUUCACAAAAAAUACCGGAGAAAUCUCUUUUUUUCCUUUUUCUUUUUGGGAAGAUACCAAAAAGAAAUCUUUGGGGGAGCCUUCUCGGAACGGACAUUACACUGCCCGCCAUCCCAUCACAGUGAUGGUUUGUGCUCCCCUUUCGGUGGUAUCAUGAGGUGACGUGCAGAUGGGCAUCGUGCGCAUAUCUCCGACAAAAAUGCAGGCAUUUGAUCUGCAGAAAGAAAAUUUUCAUCCUGCCUAACAGCUUUAACGUAGGGAAGUGUUGGAAGUUUCCUCGCCAAAUUGUAGACUUUUCAUGCCGUUGGAUCCCUCAAAGAUCAAAUUGGACCUGAAAGCGAUGAGUCAGCAACUGUUCUUGCCUUGGAUUCCCUUUCUUUUUUUUUUUCCCCUCCCCGAUGCGUCCACACGAGCCUUCUCCAUGGCCCCCACCACCCUUCCGUCCAUUUGCUCUCCAGUUUUCUAGCGGGCGGGCCGUCCGUUUGAAAUAGGCCCUGCAAGUCGACUACCCCAUCAUCACAUAUAAAUGAAAUGAAACUGAAACAAAAAAAAAAAUCCCUUUUCGUUCUGUCCUUUUGGAUCGGCGAACUCGAUUCUCAUGGCGACGGCUUCGUCGUCUUCGGCCGAUCAUGGGCUUCCGAAGGCGGAGGCGGCGACGGGCGAAGGAGGAGGAGGGGAGGGGUCGUCGGAGGGGCGGCGGGCGGCGGCCAGCGACCAGAUGAGCUUCAGGGGAAUCAAGAAGGCGAGGAAGGAGAGGGUUUGCACCGCCAAGGAGCGCAUCAGCCGGAUGCCGCCCUGCGCUGCUGGCAAGCGGAGCUCCAUCUACAGAGGAGUCACCCGACACAGGUGGACAGGUCGAUAUGAAGCUCACCUUUGGGAUAAAAGUACCUGGAACCAAAACCAAAAUAAGAAAGGGAAACAAGUAUACUUAGGUGCAUAUGAUGAUGAAGAGGCUGCUGCUAGAGCUUAUGAUCUUGCUGCUCUGAAAUAUUGGGGUGCUGGGACAGUCAUUAACUUCCCUGUUAGCGAUUAUGCAAGAGAUCUUGAAGAAAUGCAGAUGGUUUCAAAGGAGGAGUAUCUUGUGUCUCUUAGAAGAAAAAGCAGUGCUUUCUCAAGAGGGUUUCCUAAAUAUCGUGGACUUUCCAGACAACCUCAAAGUACCCGAUGGGACGCAUCCCUUGGACAGAUGAUAGGAAAUGAAUAUUGCAACAACUUGAAUUGCAGUACAAGUAGGGAUGUGGCUACAGAUGGAAAAUAUGCUGGUAGCUUUGGCAUGGAGAGAAAAGUUGAUCUAACAAGUUAUAUCAGGUGGUGGGCUCCCAAGAAAACACGUCAGUCAGAAUCAACCUCCAAUGCAGAAGGUGUUGCUAGAGAACUCAGAACUCUAGAAUGCUCUGUACGACCCACUGAGCCAUACCAGUUGCCUUCACUUGGCCUUCCUCACAAUGGGAAGCCUCAUGCACGGGGUGUGUCUGCGUGCAGUAUCUUAUCAAAGUCAGAAGCCUUUAAGAAUUUUCUUGAGAAGCGGUCAAAGACAUCAGAAACGAAGGAUGAUACUUCUUACAAGGACAUGGAACAUAAAAAGGCGGCUCCUCUCUUCUUUUCUGGUGGUGGGCUUGAUAGAUCUGGAGUCACCUUAGGUUUGAGUGAAUUGGCUGUCCAAAGAACUCCAUACUCAUUUGCUCCUCUUGUCUCUGCACCAUUGAGGACCAGUUGGAACUCUGUUGAUCCUGUUCCUGAUCCUGUUUUUUGGACAAGUCUUGUUCCACCAUCUGGACAAUCUCUGACAACAAUGUUUAGGAAGAAUGAUAUAAGUUCUUCAUAUUCAUACCAAUGCCUGGACUGGAGCAUUAAGGAACUGUUGCAUGGACUAGUCUUGCUUUUCAAGGUUUGGCAUGAGCAGAGUGAUGUUACCUGUUGCGGGGAUACACCCCCGCUAAGAUGUAGAUUAGCUGAAAUGCACUUGUGGUGUAUUAAUGGUAGCAUGUACAAUUUUAAGAAUGGCAUUCACAUCUUGUAUGCCACUUGAUACUCCCAAAGAUUUCAAGUUGUCCUUGAAGAAAUUACCGUCAGCCUGUCUGCAAAACCUGAAAAUCUCAAGGAAAUAAAAUGUUGGGUCAAUAGUCAGUUGAAUUCUGACUGGACCUGAGUUGGGCUGGGAAGAAACUUGUAGAUAUUUUUGGUGAAUUCAGUUGUUAGUUCCUAAUGAUUGAUCUGAUUUUUUUCUGCAA
Elaeis guineensis (African oil palm) is the source of this 2289-nucleotide messenger RNA. The record is from RefSeq and is a predicted model, not a curated record. Lineage: Eukaryota; Viridiplantae; Streptophyta; Magnoliopsida; Arecales; Arecaceae.